CCUCCUCCUGGAUCCUUGCCCGCUGGGCACAGCUGGGGCCAGUAUAAAAGAGGUGCAGAGGAGUGGGAGGGAUCCUGGAGACCCUGAGGCCAUAAGGGAAACUGAGGCACGCACACAGGUGUCCAUGGCGGGCUGGGUGCUGUGCAUGACGCUGGUGCUGGCAGCACUGGCAGGGGCGGCAGGCGAGACCCGCUACGAGAAGUUCCUGCGGCAGCACGUGGACAACCCCCGGACGUCCACGCUGGCGGCGCAUCGCUACUGCGAGACCAUGCUGGCGCGGCGGCGGGUGACGGCCCCGGGCAGGCCCUGCAAGCCCUCCAACACCUUCGUGCACGCCCCGGCUGCGGAGCUGGUGGCCGCCUGCUCCCAGGCGCCCGACCCCGACACGGGGUUCCAGAGCACCCCGAAGGCCCUGAGCCUCACGGCCUGCCGCCUGCGCGGCGGGGACACGCGGCCGCCCUGCGCCUACCGUGCCCGCCAGGCGCAGCAGCACGUGCGCGUGGCCUGCCGCGACGGGCUGCCCGUGCACCUGGCGGGCACCUACGCGGCCCCGCAGUGAGGCCUGGCAUGGUACGUGAGGCCUGGCAUGGCGCUCUCCCGGCCCUCGCGGAUCCUCCCUGCCUUCAGGAGCUCUGUUAGCGCUGGCAAUAAAGGAGGUGGCAGAGGCCCGGGCUCCGGCA
Motacilla alba alba is the source of this 680-nucleotide messenger RNA. RefSeq names its product ribonuclease CL2-like. The coding region runs from base 125 to 559 and encodes 144 amino acids. Gene Ontology annotation, molecular function: nucleic acid binding. The record is from RefSeq and is a predicted model, not a curated record. Lineage: Eukaryota; Metazoa; Chordata; Aves; Passeriformes; Motacillidae. The transcript is spliced from 2 exons.